GCUCAGCGUAUUUUGAGUUAGUUUCUGCUUUGUGCCAGCAUGUGCCCCAGGUGAUGAAAGAGGAAGCUGCCAAAGUGAGCCCUUCUGUCCUGCUCAGCAUUGAUGACAGUGACCCUGUGGUCUGCCCAGCUCUCUGGGAAGCUGUGCUCUACACACUGACAACUAUUGAGGACUGUUGGUUUCAUGUAAAUGCCAAGAAAAGUGUGUUUCCGAAGCUGAUGGCCAUGAUCCGGGAGGGUGGCCGGGGCCUCGCUGCUGUUAUCUAUCCUUACCUCUUACCGUUCAUCAGCAAACUCCCUCAGUCCAUCACAGAGCCAAAGCUGGACUUCUUCAAAAACUUCCUCACCUCUCUAGUUACCGGGCUGUCAACAGAGAGGGCCAAAUCGAGCUCUUCUGAGUGCUCAGCUGUCAUCUCGGCGUUUUUUGAAUGCUUGCGGUUUAUAAUGCAACAGAACUUAGGCGAGGGGGAGAUGGUACAGAUGCUUAUCAAUGAGCAGUUGAUCCCAUUUAUUGAUACAGUUCUCAAAGACUCAGGAUUGCAACAUGGGCCGAUGUUUAACCAUUUAGCAGACACGUUAAGUUCUUGGGAAACCAAAGCAGACGUAGAACAAGAUGCUGAAACUGUUUACAACUUGGAGAACGUUCUGCUGAACUUCUGGGAGAGACUGUCAGAGAUCUGCAUUGAGAAAGUCAGUGAGCCAGAAGCAGAUGUGAGGUCUGUUUUGUGUGUGUCUAGCCUAGUAGGGGUCCUGCGGGAGCCAGAGAGCUCACUGAAGUCACACAGAAAGAAAAAUGGUCAGGUCAGGUUUGCCAUCGAUAUCAUUGAAGCUCAUAGAGGGGAUGAAAAGUCUGUGUCUUCAGGAGAGAACAGCGAGGGCUCUGACAGAGGAACGCAGUCUCCUCUCAGUAAUAAACCCUCAGACCUAGUAUCUCCUUUAAGGAAGAAACCUCUGGAAGACUUAGUCUGUAAGCUGGCAGAGGUGAGCAUUAGCUUUGUCAACGAGCGGAAGUCAGAGCAGCACCUGCAGUUUCUCUCCACGCUGCUCGACUCAUUCUCCUCAGGCCAAGUAUUUAACAUUCUCCUCAGUGACAAACAGGAGAAUGUCGUCAAAGCCAAACCUCUGGAAAUAACCAAACUUGCAGAAAAAAAUCCUGCAGUUAAGUUCUUAUAUCAUAAAUUGAUCGGCUGGCUAAAUGACAGCCAGAAGGAGGAUGGAGGCUUCCUGGUGGACAUCUUGUAUAGUGCCCUCCGAUGCUGUGACAGUGGUGUGGAAAGGAAAGAAGUCUUGGAUGAUCUAACCAAGGAGGACCUAAAAUGGAGUUCUCUUCUUCAGGUCAUUGAAAAGGCAUGUUCUAGUUCAGAUAAACAUGCUUUAGUAACUCCCUGGCUAAAAGGCAGUAUUCUUGGAGAGAAAUUGGUUGCCUUGGCAGACUGUCUUUGUGGUAAAGACUUGGAAUCCACAACAUCUUCUGAAUCCCACUCAUCAGAACAGUGGAGUCUUCUAAGACUGACGUUAUCCCAACAUGUCAAAAACGAUUACUUGAUUGGAGAAGUAUACGUUGGAAGAAUUAUUGUUAAACUCCAUGAGACUUUAUCUAAAACAAAGGACUUAUCAGAAGCGGCAAACAGUGACUCUUCAGUGUCUUUUGUCUGUGAUGUGGUUCAUAGCUUCUUCAGUUCAGCAGGAGGAGGCUUGCUAAUGCCACCAUCUGAGGACUUGUUAUUGACUCUCUUUCAGUUAUGCGCUCAGAGCAAAGAACGGACACACUUGCCAGAUUUUCUGAUCUGUAAACUGAAGAAUACUUUGCUUUCUGGCGUAAAUUUAUUGGUCCAUCAAACUGCAAGUACAUAUGAGCAGAGUACCUUCCUACGUUUGUCUGUUCUGUGGCUGAAGGACCAGGUACAGUCUUCAGCUUUGGAUAACACAAGUCUUCAGGUCCUCUUGUCUGCUGCUGGAGAUUUGCUGGGUACUCUUGUAGAGAGUGAGGACACUUCUCUUCUUGGAGUUUAUAUUGGAAGUGUAAUGCCCAGUGACAGCGAGUGGGAAAAGAUGAGGCAGGCUCUUCCUGUUCAGUGGUUACACAGGCCGCUUCUAGAGGGGAGGCUGAGUGUGAAUUAUGAGUGCUUCAAGACAGAGUUUAAGGAACAAGACACAAGGACUCUUCCCAACCAUCUGUGCACGUCAUCGUUAUUGAGCAACAUGAUCUUAGUUGCCCAGAAAAAGAAAAUAGUCCUAGAAGACAACGUCCUUGAGAAAAUAAUUGCAGAGCUGCUGUAUUCACUGCAGUGGUGUGAAGAACUCGACAAUCCGCCAUCUUUCCUAAGUGGAUUUUGUGGAAUCCUUCAAAAAAUGAAUAUAAGUUACAGCAACUUAUCUGUACUUGGUGAUACUUGUAGCCUCUUGCAGCUGUUAUUUGACAGAUCUAGAAAAAAUGGCACACUUUGGUCUCUUAUUAUCGCUAAGUUGAUCCUUUCCCGAAGUAUUUCAUCUGAUGAAGUGAAACCAUACUAUAAAAGAAAAGAAAGUUUCUUCCCUCUAACAGAAGGUAAUUUGCAUACCAUUCAAAGUCUCUGUCCAUUUUUGUCUAAAGAAGAAAAGAAGGAAUUUAGUGCUCAGUGUAUACCCGCUUUUUUGGGUUGGACUAAAGAAGACCUUUGCAGUAUUAAUGGAGCUUUUGGACAUCUUGCCAUUUUCAAUUCUUGUCUGCAAACCAGAAGUAUAGACGACAAACAGCUAUUACAUGGUAUAUUAAAAAUUAUAACAAGCUGGAGGAAACAGCAUGAAGAUAUUUUUCUUUUCAGCUGUAAUCUGUCAGAAGCAAGUCCUGAGGUCCUUGGUUUAAACAUAGAAAUCAUGCGAUUCCUUUCCUUGUUUCUGAAGUACUGCUCAUACCCGCUAGCAGAGAGUGAAUGGGAUUUCAUCAUGUGUUCCAUGUUGGCUUGGUUGGAGACAACCAGUGAGAACCAGGCUCUGUAUUCUGUUCCGCUUGUGCAGCUGUUUGCCUGUGUCAGCUUUGAUCUGGCCUGUGAUCUCUGUGCCUUUUUUGACUCAAUAACUCCAGAUAUUGUUGACAAUCUUCCUGUAAAUCUCAUCAGUGAGUGGAAAGAGUUUUUUUCUAAGGGCAUCCACAGUUUGCUAUUACCUCUUUUGGUAAAUGCUAUCGGAGAAAACAAAGACCUAUCUGAAACGUCCUUUCAGAACGCAAUGCUGAAACCCAUGUGUGAAACGCUAACAUACAUCUCCAAGGACCAGCUGCUGAGCCACAAGCUCCCUGCGAGAUUGGUUGCCAGCCAGAAAACAAACUUGCCAGAGCACCUCCAGACUCUGCUGAACACUUUGACCCCACUGCUUCUCUUUAGAGCCAGACCUGUGCAAAUUGCUGCUUAUCACAUGCUAUGCAAACUGAUGCCUGAAUUGCCGCAGCAUGAUCAGGACAAUCUGAGGUCGUAUGGCGAUGAAGAGGAAGAACCAGCCUUGUCGCCGCCAGCUGCGCUGAUGUCUCUCCUCAGCACUCUGGAGGAGCUGCUGGAGAAUGUCCUGGGCUGUGUUCCUGUGGGCCAGAUCGUGACUGUUAAGCCGCUGAGCGAGGACUUCUGCUAUGUCCUGGGAUACCUCCUCACCUGGAAGUUAAUCCUUACUUUCUUCAAAGCUGCUUCGUCUCAGCUUCGUGCUCUGUAUUCAAUGUACCUUCGGAAAACAAAGAGUCUGAAUAAAUUACUCUAUCAUCUCUUCAGACUUAUGCCGGAAAACCCUACGUACGGAGAGACAGCUAUUGAGGUAUCAAGUAAAGACCCCAAGACCUUCUUCACCGAGGAGGUUCAGCUGAGUAUUAGAGAAACAGCAACUCUUCCGUAUCAUAUCCCACACCUGGCUUGCUCAGUCUACCAUAUGACCUUAAAGGACUUGCCUGCCAUGGUUAGGCUAUGGUGGAAUAGCAGUGAGAAGCGUGUCUUCAAUAUUGUAGAUAGAUUUACAAGCAAGUAUGUCAGCAAUGUUCUUUCUUUUCAAGAAAUAUCUUCUGUACAAACAAGCACACAGCUAUUCAAUGGCAUGACGGUUAAGGCGCGAGCUACUACUCGAGAAGUGAUGGCUACUUACACCAUCGAAGACAUAGUCAUUGAACUCAUAAUACAGUUGCCUUCCAAUUACCCACUGGGCUCAAUAACAGUGGAAAGUGGGAAGAGGAUCGGGGUGGCUGUGCAGCAGUGGCGCAACUGGAUGCUGCAGCUGAGCACGUACCUCACUCACCAGAACGGAAGUAUCAUGGAAGGCUUAGCAUUAUGGAAGAAUAAUGUAGACAAACGGUUUGAAGGUGUUGAAGACUGUAUGAUCUGCUUCUCAGUUAUUCAUGGUUUCAACUAUUCUCUUCCCAAAAAAGCCUGUAGAACAUGCAAGAAAAAGUUUCACUCAGCUUGCCUGUACAAAUGGUUUACAUCUAGCAACAAGUCCACUUGUCCGCUCUGUCGUGAGACCUUUUUCUGAGGUUUUUUCAUUGGAAGUUGUCGCUGCAGUAGGUCAAGCCAAAGGGAAUGGAUUGGCUCCACCUUGAAGUACUGACGUGAAGCCAGUGAGCAUGACAGAAGUGCCAUCUGUCAGUGUGAUCCUCAAAUCGGGCUCACCUCUGCAGAUUGCUUUGUAAAUCUUCGGAAACUUUUUUCUUUUACAAGAGAAUAUUACAUAUUUGAGAGAAAAUAUUUAUAUUAAUGGCUUAAUCUCUUUGUAUAUUUAAAAUUAAAAAUAAAUAUAUCUCUUCUCAAAAAUAUUCUAAAUUAUAGAACUGAAAUUUGUGAAAGCAUAAACUAUAUUAUAACUUAUAAAACCAUCCAGUUUUUUGGUCUGUGUUGUAGAACAGUCCAAGUAUAAGGCAAAUGAAUUGAGAGCUGAUUUACAUCUGUAGAUAAAACUAAGACUUGUUUGUUAGUGAUGACAAACAGUAAUUUAAAAUUACUCUGAUUUUCAUAGAUUGUUUUAAUGAUAAAGUGACACUGAGCUAUUCCCACCCUCUUCCAGAGGUUUGAAGUGUACUCUGAAAUUUCACAUGAAGAAGGAACUGAGUGAACUCUAAGGGGCUCUGGUGAGAAUUGUGAAAUUCAUAACUUACAUCCUUGACACUAAUCUUUUGCUUGUGAAAGAAUUAUUUUCAUGUUAAUGAGAUUUGAAUUGUAAAUGUGUUGGUUGAAUCUAUUACUCAGUUUAGUGAGUCUACAAAGAAUAGGAAUCUGAAGUAAGCAGUUAUUUGAUUAUUUUGUGAAGUAAAAUGGUAGCAGUCUAUCAAGAAAGGAAUAAAUAUUACUAAAGUAUAA
This is a messenger RNA of Mus pahari (shrew mouse), 5305 nucleotides long. RefSeq names its product listerin E3 ubiquitin protein ligase 1 (gene Ltn1). Gene Ontology annotation, cellular component: cytosol; RQC complex. NCBI's taxonomy places the organism in Eukaryota, Metazoa, Chordata, Mammalia, Rodentia, Muridae. Gene Ontology annotation, biological process: ribosome-associated ubiquitin-dependent protein catabolic process; rescue of stalled cytosolic ribosome. Gene Ontology annotation, molecular function: zinc ion binding; ubiquitin protein ligase activity; ribosomal large subunit binding. The record is from RefSeq and is a predicted model, not a curated record. The coding region runs from base 54 to 4484 and encodes 1476 amino acids. The transcript has 24 exons.